Molecule: messenger RNA, 3966 nt
Organism: Emys orbicularis (European pond turtle)
Lineage: Eukaryota; Metazoa; Chordata; Testudines; Emydidae
Gene: WDR17
Product: WD repeat domain 17
Exons: 31
Coding region: 1-3966 (1321 amino acids)
Molecular function (GO): protein binding
Source: RefSeq, a predicted model, not a curated record
AUGGCUUGGAUGACUUAUAUUUCUCACUGGUUUGAUGAAGAUGAUUGGUAUGAAGGACACCAAAGAGCAAAGAUGUCACAGGUUAAGCAAGUGGGCCUUUUAGCUGCUGGAUGUCAGCCUUGGAACAAAGAUGUAUGUGCUGCUAGUGGGGAUAGAUUUGCUUAUUGUGCCACACUUGCUAUUUAUAUUUAUCAGUUGGAUCACCGAUAUAAUGAAUUCAAACUCCGGGCAAUUAUGUCUGAGCAUAAAAAGACAAUCACAGCAAUAUCUUGGUGUCCCCACAACCCUGACAUGUUUGCAAGUGCCAGUGCAGAUAAUUUAGUGAUCAUUUGGAAUGUGGCUGAACAAAAAGCUGUUGCAAAACUGGACAGUACAAAAGGGGUUCCUGCCUCACUUAGUUGGUGCUGGAAUGCAGGUGAUGCAGUUGCAUUUGUUUCCCAUAGAGGCCCAUUGUAUAUUUGGACUAUCUCAGGACCAGACAGUGGGGUAGCUGUACAUAAAGAAGCACAUAGUUUCUUGUCAGACAUUUGUCUAUUUAGAUGGCAUCCAAAGAAGAAAGGAAAAGUAGUAUUUGGACACACUGAUGGAAGUCUUUCUAUUUUUCAACCAGGUUCUAAGAGUCAGAAACAUGUCCUAAGACCAGAGUCUCUUGAAGGGACAGACGAGGAGGAUCCAGUGACAGCCCUGGAAUGGGACCCUCUGUCGACUGACUAUCUUCUUGUUGCUAAUUUACAUAAUGGCAUUCGACUAGUUGAUUCUGAGUCUCUCUGCUGUAUCACAGCAUUUAAUUUUCCUAGUGCAGCAGCAUCAGUUCAGUGCUUAGCCUGGGUUCCUAGUGCUCCUGGAAUGUUUAUUACUGGAGAUUCUCAGGUUGGAGUGUUACGUAUUUGGAAUGUUUCACGCACAACACCUAUAGAUAAUUUUAAAUUGAAGAAAACAGGGUUCCAUGGUUUACAUGUGCUCAAUUCUCCUCCAAAGAAAAAGUCACUUUCAUCACAUUCUCCUACUAAAAAUCAUCAUACAUCAUCUACCAGUGAGGCCGUUCCACCCCCAACUCUAACCCAAAACCAAGCAUUCUCUCUUCCUCCUGGCCAUGCUGUCUGCUGUUUUAUGGAUGGUGGAGUGGGACUUUAUGACAUGGGAGCCAAGAAAUGGGAUUUCCUUAGAGAUUUGGGACAUGUUGAAACCAUCUUUGACUGUAAAUUCAAACCUGAUAACCCUGACCUUCUAGCUACAGCAUCAUUUGAUGGGACAAUAAAAGUUUGGGAUAUAAACACUUUAACAGCAGUCUACACCUCUCCUGGGAAUGAGGGGGUCAUUUAUUCUCUUUCUUGGGCUCCAGGGGAUUUGAACUGCAUAGCUGGUGCAACCUCCAGGAAUGGUGGUUUUAUCUGGGAUGUCCCUAGAGGCAAAAUGGUAACCCGGUUCAGUGAGCAUGGAAAGAAUGGAAUCUUCUGCAUUGCCUGGAGUCAUAAAGAUUCCAAAAGAAUAGCGACCUGCAGUGGUGAUGGAUUCUGUAUUAUUCGAACCAUUGAUGGCAAAGUUCUUCACAAGUACAAACAUCCAGCUGCAGUUUUUGGUUGUGAUUGGAGCCAAAACAACAAAGAUAUGAUAGCCACUGGAUGUGAAGAUAAAAAUGUUCGUGUUUAUUACCUAGCAACAAGCUCUGAUCAGCCACUGAAGGUUUUUACGGGGCAUACUGCAAAGGUGUUUCAUGUAAGGUGGUCUCCUCUGAGAGAAGGAAUCCUCUGCAGUGGUUCUGAUGAUGGCACUGUUCGAAUAUGGGAUUACACACAAGAUGCUUGUAUAAAUGUUCUUAGUGGACAUACAGCACCAGUACGGGGACUAAUGUGGAAUACUGAAAUCCCUUACCUAUUAAUAUCAGGCAGCUGGGACUAUACAAUUCGGGUGUGGGACACAAGAGAUGGAACCUGUCUAGACACAGUUUAUGAUCAUGGUGCAGAUGUAUAUGGUUUAACAUGUCAUCCUAGUCGUCCAUUCACUAUGGCCUCUUGUUCUCGUGACUCCACUGUGAGACUUUGGUCUUUAACACCUCUGAUAAACCCUCUCCAAAUAAAUAUCCUGGCAGACAGAUCUUGGGAUGAGAUCAUUGGCAAUACUGAUCGUGCUGUGGAACCAGGUGCUCCUCCCUUGCUGUGUGGUAAAGUAUCCAGGGAUAUUAAACAGGAGGUGGACAAGCUGAUUGGUAAUCCUCGAGGGAAAAAACUAAGGUGGUUUUCAGAAUGUUUGUCACCUCCAGGAGGCAGUAAAAAUUUAUGGGACCUCGUUGCUGUAAUAAAAGGACAGGACGAUAGCUUGCUUCCACAAAAUUAUUGCAAAGGAAUUAUGCAUAUGAAACAUCUGGUUAGAUUUAGAAUGUCCAAAGCCCAAGAACUAACAACAGUAAAAAUGUCCAAAUUUGGAGGAGGUAUUGGUGCACCUAGCAAGGAGGAAAGGCUAAAAGAAGCAGCGGAAAUACAUUUAAGAUUAGGACAAAUUCAGAGAUACUGUGAACUUAUGGUGGAGCUUGGAGAGUGGGACAAAGCACUCUCAGUUGCACCAGGUGUUUCUAUGAAAUACUGGAAGAAGCUAAUGCAAAGGAGAGCUGACCAGUUAAUUCAGGAGGAAAAUGAUGAUGUUAUCCCAUACUGCAUAGCUACUGGUGAUGUGGAGAAACUAGUCACUUUUUUUACUUCAAGAGGCCAACUUAAAGAGGCUCUGCUUGUUGCACAGGCAGCUUGUGAGGGAAAUAUGCAAAUCUUACAGCUUUCAGCAUCAAAUGGAUCUUCAAAUACUGAUGGAAAUUUGGAAGAUUACAAUGAACUCCUCCACAGAGUCAGUAAAGAACUGGCAGAGUGGUAUUUCCAGGAUGGCCGUGCAGUGCUUGCAGCGUGUUGCCAUCUAGCUGUUGAGAAUAUUGAGCUUGCCAUGGCAAACCUGAUUCGUGGAAAUGAACUGGAGUUGGCAGUCAGUGUGGGUACUGUCUUAGGAGAAAGUGCAGCGCAAGCAACACAUUAUGCUCUAGAGUUACUAGCAAGAAAAUGUAUGACAGUAACAACAUGCUUUCCAUCUCUUGGAUACAGUUACACUUUCUGUUUGCACAGGGACUUGGCAGCAGAUCUUCUCAUGAUGACUCCCAAUAAUGAACUGCAGUUAGUAAAGCUAUGUGCUUUCUAUCCUGGAUCCACAGCAGAGAUAAAUGACCUACAUGCAAAGUGUAAUCUACCAGGUGUAGAAGAAUGUAUGCAGCUAGCAGAGACUGCUCAGGCAAAUGGAGACAUAUUUGAAACCAUAAAAUACUAUUUGUUAAGUACAGAACCAGAAAAAGCCCUUCCUCUUGGCAUUCAAUAUAUUAAAGAACAAAUCAGUAGCUCAGAUUGGACUUUGGAUUCAGUGUGUCCCUUUCUUGAUCUUCUAAGCUAUAUUCGCACUGAAAGAUUAGUGCUGCAUAAAUGUAGUGAAGUUCGGAAUGAGCUGCUGAUAUUGUCUGGUUACGCUGGUGCUUUACUUGCUAUUAGAAGACAGUAUGCUAGCAUUGUACCUGCACUUUAUGAAUACACAAGUCAGCUUUUAAAACGACGGGAGGUAUCUGUACCCCUGAAAAUUGAACAGCUUUCUGAGGAACUAGAUGCUUGGAGAGCUUGUACUCAGUUAGUCAACAAAUCUACUGAUGAAUUGUCAUAUACCCCUCCAUCCGAAUCACAGAGAAUGGUUUAUUCAACAUUGGUAUCACGAAUAAAAGAAGAGCCUCUUAAAGGAAUUAUUGGACCAGAUUACGUCACUGGGUCUAAUCUUCCUAGUCACUCAGAUGUUCACAUCUCUUGUUUGACAGGGUUAAGGAUACAGGGUCCAGUGUUUUUCCUUGAAGAUGGAAAAUCAGCUAUUUCACUGAAUGAUGCUUUGAUGUGGGCCAAAGUGAAUCCCUUCUCACCAUUAGGAACAGGAAUACGACUCAACCCAUUCUAA